Molecule: messenger RNA, 4282 nt
Organism: Falco peregrinus (peregrine falcon)
Lineage: Eukaryota; Metazoa; Chordata; Aves; Falconiformes; Falconidae
Gene: ADAM17
Product: ADAM metallopeptidase domain 17
Exons: 19
Coding region: 159-2648 (829 amino acids)
Biological process (GO): Notch signaling pathway; membrane protein ectodomain proteolysis
Cellular component (GO): plasma membrane
Molecular function (GO): metalloendopeptidase activity
Source: RefSeq, a predicted model, not a curated record
GCGGGCGGCCGCCGCGCUUCCGGGUGCGGGCCCAGGAGGGCGGCGGGCCCGGCACGGCGCGAGGGGCCGCGGGCGGGCGGGCGGAGGGCGAAGCGCCCCCGACCGGAUGUGAGCGAACGUAGCGGGCGGACGGUGCGGGAGGGAGCCGCGCCCGGACCAUGAGGCUCCGACUGUGGCUGGUCCCUGCCCUGGUGUUCCUGUGGGGGCCGGGCGGGCUGGAGGCGCUGGGGCGCCCGCCGCGCCGGCAGCUCUACGACACAGUUGAGUCCAUGCUUUCAGACUACGACAUCCUUUCUCAGUCUAGCAUCCAGCAACACUCUUUAAAGAAGAGGGAUCUGCAGCCUGAGACACACGUAGAGAGGCUCUUAAGUUUUUCAGCCCUGCAAAGGCACUUUAAAUUAUACUUAACUGCAACUGCUGAACACUUUUCAGAAAAAUUUCAAGCAUUAAUUGUGGAUGGUGAAGGCAAGGAAAAGGAAUACAGUGUUCAAUGGCAAGACUUUUUCACUGGACAUGUUGUUGGAGAGCAUAAUUCCAAGGUUGUGGCACAUAUUGGCAAUGAAGAUUUUACAGUGAGGAUCAGUACUGAUGGAGAAGAAUACAAUAUCGAGCCACUGUGGAGAUUUGUAGAAAAUGUGCAAGAUGAAAGGCUGCUGGUCUACAGAUCUGGAGAUAUUAAAGAUUUCUCAAGAUUGCAAUCCCCCAAAGUGUGUGGUUAUUUAAAGCUGAACGAAGAAGAAUUAUUGCCAAAAGGAUUGGAAGACCGGAAGGAAAAUGAAGCAAGCAUCCAUCGGAAGAAAAGAGCUGUUCCAGAGAGCUCCAAAAACACAUGCAAGAUGUUGGUAGUGGCAGAUCAUCGCUUUUUCAAGUACAUGGGCCGUGGGGAAGAGAGUACCACUAUAAAUUAUUUGAUUGAAUUGAUAGACAGAGUAGAUGACAUCUACCGAAACACUUCCUGGGACAAUGGAGCCUUCAAUGGGUACGGCAUACAGAUAGAGCAGAUUAUCAUCCACAAUGAGCCAAAUCUUGUAAAACCUGGAGAAAAGCAUUACAAUAUGGCAAAAAGUUACCCAGAUGAUAAGAAAGAUGCCUGGGAUGUGAAAAUGCUGCUAGAGCAAUUUAGCUUUGAUAUUGCGGAGAAAGCAGCUCAUGUGUGCCUUGCUCAUCUCUUCACGUAUCAAGAUUUUGACAUGGGAACACUUGGACUGGCUUACGUUGGCUCUCCCAGAUCUAACAGCCAUGGUGGCAUUUGUCCUAAAGCUUAUUAUAGUCAAAUUGCAAAGAAGGACAUCUAUCUGAACAGUGGCUUAACCAGCACCAAGAACUACGGGAAGACGAUCCUCACAAAGGAGGCUGACCUAGUUACGACACAUGAACUCGGACAUAACUUUGGAGCAGAGCAUGAUCCUGACAGUCUGCCGGAAUGUGCGCCCACUGAAGACCAGGGAGGGAAGUACGUUAUGUAUCCAAUUGCUGUCAGCGGAGAUCAUGAAAACAACAAGAUGUUCUCAAGCUGCAGCAAAAAAUCCAUCCAUAGGACCAUAGAGAUCAAGGCCCAGGAAUGCUUCAAAGAGCGCAACAACAAAGUGUGUGGGAACUCCAGGGUGGAUGAAGGGGAGGAAUGCGAUCCUGGCCUCUUGCACCAACAGGCUGAUCCCUGCUGCUCUGCAGACUGUAAACUGAAAGCUGGCGCGAAAUGCAGUGAUCGGAACAGUCCCUGCUGUAAAGGCUGUCAGUUUGAAAGUGCACAGAAGAAAUGCCAAGAAGCCAUAAAUGCCACUUGUAAAGGAGAGUCUUUUUGCACUGGGAACAGCAGCGAGUGCCCCCCUCCAGGGAAUGCUCCAGAUGAUACAGUCUGCGUGGAUAUGGGGAAGUGCAAGGAUGGGGAGUGCGUCCCUUUCUGCGAGAGGGAGAAGAACCUACGGUCGUGUGCGUGCAAUGAAACGGAUAAUUCCUGCAAGGUGUGCUGCCGGGACGAGCAGGAUAGGUGUGUACCGUACGUCGAUGCUAACGACCAGUUCCUGUUCCUGCGCAAGGGGAAGCCCUGCACUGUGGGCUUCUGCGAUACCAAUGGCAAAUGCGAGAAGCAAGUGCAGGAUGUGAUUGAACGAUUUUGGGAUUUCAUAGACCAGCUCAGCAUCAAUACUUUUGGGAAGUUCCUAGCGGAUAAUAUAGUGGGCUCUGUGCUCGUCUUCUCCCUGCUUUUCUGGAUUCCUCUGAGCAUCCUUGUGCACUGCGUGGACAAGAAGCUGGACAAGCAGUAUGAGGAGAACACGAAGUCCCUGUUUUGCCCCAGUAACGUGGAGAUGCUCAGCAGCCUGGACUCUGCCUCUGUUCGAAUCAUCAAGCCCUUCCCCGCAGCGCAGUCGACCAGCCGGCACCAGCCACUGCAGCCCAUCACGGCUGUGCCGGCUGUCGCUGCAGCACCGAAACAGGACCACCAAAGAAUGGACACUAUCCAGGAGGACCCGAGCACUGACUCUCACAUUGACGAGGACGGGUUUGAGAAGGACCCUUUCCCAAAUAGCAGCUCGGCCGCCAAAUCUUUUGAGGACUUGACGGAUCAUCCUGUCAUUAGGAGUGAGAAAGCUUCGUCCUUUAAACUACAGCGCCAGAACCGUGUAGACAGCAAAGAGACGGAAUGCUAGUGUCUUGCUGCCUUCUAAAUGUGUGACUUGUAUCUGCAAAAAAAGGAUCUAAAACCAUUUCAUUUAUAUAAAUAUAAAUAUAUGUAUAUAUAUUUUUGUGAGGGAGUGGGAGAAAUAAGGAAGUGACCUACUGCAGAUGCUGGUCAUGUGUAUGACCUUCCUUAAAUUACAAUUAUUAGAGCAUUAUAUCUUUUAAAAAGGAAAAUCCAAACUAAAACUGGCUUGUUUUUGAAGCUUUUUGGAUUUGUUUUUCUAUUUCCUUGACCUUUAACAUUUCCUUCAACCUGUGGUGCAAAACCAAAUAUCCUGCUGGAUAUUGGAUUGUGUAUAUCAGCCUUUUUUAUAAUUUAAUAUUUUGUAGACGGACAGCACUGAUAGACAGAAUUAAGGGGCUUUUAAAAACAAAAUGAAAACACAGCAGUAUGUUCCAUGUAGAUCAUUUAGCGAUUUAAGGUACAUGCCUAAACAGAUGCCUUGAGAACAGAAUGGGAUUAAUGAAACGGAUAAAAAUACAGUCUCACAGCACUGAAUGAAGAUGCAUGAUCAGAAUCAAGAAGCUUAACACAGCUUCUAAAGAAAUAAAACCAAAAGGAUAACAGAGAGGCUGUUAAACCUUGCCCGAUGCAUGGAAAUGCUCCUCUAGCAGGAACCUCUUUUGCCUCUAGCCGUGAACUUGUCUUUGUGGCUUUUGUUGGGAGUUUCCCACUCUGCUGAGAGGCCUGUGUGUCACAGGUGGCUGGUAGCAGAAGGCAGUAAGGAGGGAAAUCAUUGAUGUGGAUGAGGACUGUUUUAACCAGCUGUUUACAGCAGCUGUUUCAGUGCAAAAAUGUUUCUCCAAAUGUUAUUUUGAAAUGGGUAACACUGUUGUUGAGAUGUUCAAAGAGCUGAGCCUCAGUUGGCUGUGCCCUUUGGAAACUCCUGCUGCAUAAAUAAGGGGUGGUGGUGGAAUUUACUCCAUGGGGGGGGGGGGGGGGGGGGGGGGGGGGGGCAUUUGUUUAAAAAUAGUGAAUUUAACCAAAAAAGAAAGAAACCUUUGUUAACAGGGCAAGUAUAAGGAGGAGACUUCAUGAAUUCAAAUUCCCACACAGGUCGUAAAAUGUGACAUUAAAAAGUUGGUAAUCUAAUGGUGUCCUCUGAUACACCUGGAGAUGUGUAAGGUGAGCCAGGAUGGUUUAGGUUAGUGGCAGAUGGGCUGACAGUGCAGUCACAGAGCAACCGCGAUAGUAAAGCAGAAUCUUUAAUUCUACAUACGUUUGCUCCCAUAAUACUCUGCUGAUAGAACUGACAUAAAGGGGGGACCAAGGGUCAAACCGUUGGAACUGUUACAAGCCUGUGCUCAGCUACGGGGGAGCCACAGCUGCAGGAAGCAUCUGUGUGCUGAAAGGGUUCCCCCCCCCUCUCCUCCCUGCCUGAGGAUACCUGUUACACUAAUACUUGAACUGUGUGCCUUACGGUAUUUCUAUCUGACUGGCUGUUGUGUUUUAUAUACUGAUUUUGAACUUUGUUUGGGGUUUGUUUUUUUUGUUUGGGUUUUCUUUUUUUGAUUCAGUGCAAAGUACAUGUGUGAGGAGUUAAUUUAAUUCCCGGUACAAUAAAAGCUUUUUAUACUAAAAAAAAAAAAAUAAUUAGCCAGA